UCAAAGCCAGCGAUCAAAGGGAGCUCGAGGAGGCCUGGAGCGGCUGCGAGGCGCAAGACGUUGCCUUUACUCCACCGAGAGCCCUCUUCUCCGAUCUCACUUCAAAUACCCAUGGCUAACGAUGGCGGAGGAACGGCCGGAGAAGUCGGCAGCGGCGGCCGGCCCUUGCUCCCAUCGUCGAUCGCCGCCGGAGACCACACCGUGUGGGCCGAUGCCUCUCCCCUCAUUGAGGCAGCUUGCAAUGAUCUUCAGGAUGGAGAACUUAUACAUGGAGAGAACUUUAGUCUCUUUGCUGCCAUGUCUGCAUUGGAGAUAAUGGAUCCAAAGAUGGAUUCUGGAGUUGAGAACAGUGGAUAUUGCUCUGUUGAAGAAGCAAUAGAAAAUGGCGCUGCUCCAAUUCCUCUCAGUUUGGACAGAACUGUUGAUGUGCAACGAACUCUUGAUGUCAUGGAUCAUCUUUUAGCAUGUGAGGCAACGUGGCAUAUGGGUCAUUCACUGGCACAGACUGUCUUUUCGUGCAUAUAUCUUCUGAGGAUCGAAAGAACAUCUUCACAUGCCUUGUUGCAUUCAUAUUGUAGAAUAACACGUGCUACUUGUAAUGCUAUCAUUUCGGCAGUCGCUGAUGCACGUACUCAUGAGGAAGAAGACAUUUUCACAAUGGCUUAUGGCUUGCCCUUGAAAGGAGAGGGGGAUGAAAAAUGCUUAUCGAUUCUAAAUUCAGUUGAAGAAACAAUUUCUCGUCAAUUGCGUGCUUGUAAGGCUCCAUCAUCUAAGAAGAAGGCCUUAGAAGAUUUGGAGUCUCUACAGGACCAAUCCUGAUUUGGAAGAGGGUUUAGCUGCAGAGCUCUUCUGUGCCGCUUACGUUUUCGUAAGCACUUUUACCAUGUUCUCAUGUGCUUGAGGAAACCUCAAGGCAGAGGUUUGGAGCUGGCUCGAAAACAUGUCGCAUCAUGCUUGUCUGAGCUGGCCUCUAUAUAUAAAUCUCUGGAAUUUCUCAGAUCUAUUUCAUAUGGAUCGCUCAAGAAGAUAGAAAAUAGCACUACUGCCUCAGGUUGCCGACCUGUUGGUUUUGAUUGUUAGUUUAAAGCAAGACUAUCUGCUCCAACUCCACCACGUGCAAUCCGACUUCUAGCUGGAAAAAAGGCAGUUGCGUAUUUUGAGAAGCUUUUGCAUGAUUUAGUUUUCCUAUGUGCCUUCACUCUGGAUCCAAUGCUUGAGGAUACUUUGCGUUCUGUGGUCCAGUUCCAAAAUCGCAACCUGAUUUGUUGCAAGAGCUAUCUGCAGCUUCUAUUGGUACAAGAUGGGAAGCUCUAUGGGCGGGAUUUCUUUUAUGAUGUUAUCUCUAGGGCUUUAGCAUUACCAGAACUUGCAAAGAUCAAGAAUUUCAGAAAAAUGAAUUUGUUGUGCAGCUAGGGUCAGCUGGUGAUCAACUUGCUUAAAAUUCUUUGUAGCAACUCUGCAUGGCAGCGACGCAAGCUUGAGAUCUUACAGGACUGGAGUGUUUAUUUCCAUACAGGUCAGUCCUAUGCAAAUAAAAGAAAUUUCUAUACAGAAAAAGAUGAACUUGGACUUGACAGAUACUGUUUUACAUGGAGCUGCCUUCAAAAGGAGUUCGGGGAAAUGUUAAAUGUCUCAAUUGAUGAGAAUAUAUGCAUGAAAGUAUCCAAUCAUCUCCUUAUUUGGGCACAGGAGCAGACCUACUGGAUUGCUUCUCGGUUUCUCACAUUGGGAUUUGAGCUUGAACUUUAUUCUCCCAUUGAUUACUGCAUGGUUUACUGGUAUAUGUAUGUGGUCUUUAUAAAACUCUUGGAAAAGAUGCAAAUGAGGAUAGCUGCCAACAGUGAUAACUCCCGAAGAAAAGGAAAGAAGAAAAGGGAUCAUGCGAAGGAUUCAGGAAGAGAUGCUGUAGUUUCAUCUUCUUGUUUGCUGCUGCAGUGUUAUAUAUUCAUCUCUGAAGGACUGGCAAUGAUGCUAGCAGCGUUGGGCAAUGAUUGCAAAGUGUUCCAAAUGACAAGCCCUUUCAAUGGGGAAGAAGAGAGGUUUUCUCAGCACUUUGAACUAUUACAGAAAGCUCAAGUUCCCGAGCACAUUUCAUACUACCUUUUCAAAGAAUCAACAGUCCAUGCACGCCUAUUUAACGUAGCAAAGCACAAUUACUUUAGAGAAGCCCAGAGGAUUUUAGCAUCUCUUAAGGGUAGUUUCUCAGGUGAACCAGACAAGUUGCUAGAGGUCCGACAACUAGAACAGGUUGCAGAGCAUAACCGGAUAGCAUUGAAUGUUGUCAACCAAGUUGGCGGCCGAGAUCCAUCACUUAGGGUUUCUCUCGAGUUUACUCACCAUCCCUACUUUGCAGUUGCAGUGGUCAAAAGAUCAUAGUCGCUUUGUUGGUGAACCAAUUUUGAACUCUCAAUAAGACUCAGAAAUGAAGUCAAGCCAUCAGUUGUAACAUUACAUUUCUUCAGAGUACAUUUUGCCAUUUCAUUUCUAUGAAGUAUUAGUUGAAUCCAGGGCAGCACCUUCGCUGCCACCUUUCUUUUUUUUCAAAAACAUUUUUGUUUAUGACAUUCAUUAAGAUAUUACUAUUUGGUGUAUUAGUAGUUUUACCUUCCAAGUCCAUGUAUCAUUAUUUUUGUACUCAUAUUCUAAUCUUAACUUGUGAAUACAAGAGUUUUUCAGAUUUCAAAUUA
Messenger RNA from Phoenix dactylifera (date palm), 2687 nucleotides. The record is from RefSeq and is a predicted model, not a curated record. NCBI's taxonomy places the organism in Eukaryota, Viridiplantae, Streptophyta, Magnoliopsida, Arecales, Arecaceae.